Messenger RNA from Lachancea thermotolerans CBS 6340, 1626 nucleotides. It is a transcript of the gene ARG2, whose product is annotated as acetyl-CoA:L-glutamate N-acetyltransferase. The record is from RefSeq and is a predicted model, not a curated record. Lineage: Eukaryota; Fungi; Ascomycota; Saccharomycetes; Saccharomycetales; Saccharomycetaceae. Gene Ontology annotation, molecular function: L-glutamate N-acetyltransferase activity, acting on acetyl-CoA as donor; arginine binding. Gene Ontology annotation, cellular component: mitochondrial matrix. Gene Ontology annotation, biological process: L-arginine biosynthetic process. The coding region runs from base 1 to 1626 and encodes 541 amino acids. The transcript has a single exon.
AUGUUCAGACGCCUGUACCAAACAGCCGGGUACUCCCAGCCAAAUGGCCUAAACAAAGAGUUGAUAUUGGCGGUUCUCAACUCUACUGCAACCAAAAGAGAAGCCCAAAACUACUUAAAAAAAUACGGAAGCGAUAAGAUCCAAAACCACUGUCUGGUAAUGAUCCGAGGGCUGCUGAAGCAAGACAGCAAAGCUUUGUCGUGUUUUGCGGUUACCAUCAAGCGCCUGAAAAUGCUAGGUGUGAAGCCAAUGUUCGUUCUCCAUCCCGGACAGGACGUGGAAGAACAGGCACAAUUGCUAGAUUAUCACCUACACAAGGAAGAUCUAAGAGCUGUAUGCCUUUCAGAAGCUUUGGUGCGGAAUUUUAACGGCUCAUACCAAUCCAUUGUACAAUAUGCCCAGCUGAAAGAUUUGAUACCCAUCAUCAAGCCGCGAAUUUUCGACGAAAAAACAUGCGCUUCCAAACCCACGACUAACGUUCCUGAACUAAUGGGUCAAUUAGUUCGGCAGCUUGACUGCCACAUUGAUAAAGUCGUCAUUAUAAGUGACUUUGGUGGAAUUUCAUCUGGCGAAAGACAAGACAAUGCCCAUGUGUUCAUCAACUUAUCACAGGAGUUCGAAAGCUUGUCCGAUUCUUUAUCGAAAGACAUUAAAGUACUGAAUGCAAAAGUCUCGAACAAUGAAAAAAGCUCGGUUGACGCCAUGCAGUUAAUUCUUGACAUGGAUAAGUUAAAACAAACAUAUACGAGGCAACACGCACAUCUAGAAGAUCUCCAGAUUAUGGAUCGCGUGCUAUCAGAGCUUCCCAUAUCAGCGACUGGAAUUAUUACGGCUCUUUCGGCUGCAUCCAAUCUCUUUAAAAACAACCCUUUAUUGCACAACGUCCUCACUGACCGCUCUCUCAUUUCGUCCUCGCUGCCCCGGUUCAAGAGAGGAAACCAGCUUAGUCACGCUUGGUACGAGCUGCCUGUAGAUAACGAGCCGGUAGUGGACUUAAAGGACGCAGCCCUUAUAACGACAGUUGUUAAAAAGGGUGUUAACAUUAAGGUUUUCGAUUAUAGAACGCUCAACGAGAAAAACUCCAUUGGAUUUCCAGGAAUUUCUAGUUUGCCGACUCCUUCGAAUGAUAAAGUUAAUAUCACAAAGCUGAAAGCCAUAAUAGAUCAAAGUUUUGGACGUAAGUUGGACAUUAAGCAUUAUUUGAAACGCAUCAAUGGCCAAAUAGCAGCUAUUAUCGUCAUCGGAGAUUAUGAAGGUAUUGCUAUCCUAACAUUCGAAGGCCCAGAAGGCGCCAAAUUCCCAUAUCUUGACAAAUUUGCCGUAAUGCCUCACUUGAAGGGAUCUUUAGGAAUUUCAGAUAUAAUGUUCAACUUGAUGUUCCAAAAGUUCCCUAAAGAGCUCGUGUGGAGAAGUAGAUCCGACAACGUGGUCAACAAGUGGUAUUUUCAACGCAGUGUCGGCGUUUUAGAUCUUUCCAUGGAUUUGGGCAAAAAUGACGCGAAGCCUAGCAUAUUCAAAUUGUUCUUUCAUGGCGACAACGACAAGGAGGACCCGUUUUGCGAUUUUGAGAGGCUACAAACAUACUCCAAAUACGUCAGGGACAUCCAGCCCAGUUGGGACACUUAA